Labeo rohita (rohu) is the source of this 1215-nucleotide messenger RNA. It is a transcript of the gene hsdl1, whose product is annotated as hydroxysteroid dehydrogenase like 1. The record is from RefSeq and is a predicted model, not a curated record. The transcript has 4 exons. Gene Ontology annotation, cellular component: mitochondrion. NCBI's taxonomy places the organism in Eukaryota, Metazoa, Chordata, Actinopteri, Cypriniformes, Cyprinidae. Bases 182 to 1138 code for a protein of 318 amino acids.
UCCGGGCUUCCUGAUUCACAUGAUGUGACAAGACCGAAGAGGAGAAUCUGGUGAAAUAGCCCUCGUAUUAACAAUUAUAGUCAAGCUCGUUGAAUGCAAACGAACUCGUUGAGUAUAAAAGAUUGUUAUUUUUCAUUGGCAGCUGAUUUAGAGUAAAUAAUAGUACGGAGUUGAGCUUAUAAUGGCCGCUGUUGACAGCUUCCAGCUUUUGUAUAGAGAAAUCGCUAGAUCAUGCAGUUGUUAUGUGGAAACGCUGGCACUCGUGGGUGCGUGUUACACAGCCAGCAAGGCUGUGAUAUUUAUGAGGGACUGCUAUAGCCUGAUAAGGCUUCAUUUUAUUCCUCGUCUUGUGUCCCAUAGAAAUCUUAGUCAGCAGUAUGGACAAUGGGCUCUCAUAUGUGGUGCUUCAGAGGCGAUAGCAAAAGCGUAUGCAGGGGAACUGGCCAGGCAUGGCAUCUGUGUGAUUCUGAUCAGCAGUGACAUCAGUAACUUGACUGACACUGCCAAAGCCAUUUCAGACACUUAUGGGGUAGAGGCCAUUUUGAUUGAAGCUGAUUUCAGUAAGGGGCCCUCGGCCUGCAAACCUAUAAAAGAUGCCAUCGGCGGUAAAGAUAUUGGAUUCAUCAUUAACAGUCUGGAUGGGUCUCUGGACCUCUCUCGAGAGUUUACGGACCUCUCUGAAUCUGUAGUGUGGGACACUAUUAAUAGAAAUAUAGUAGCUGCCACUCUUGUCACCCGUCUGGCACUGCCCAAUAUGGUGGACAAGGGAAAAGGAGCAGUGGUCAACAUUUCUGCUGGGCGCUGCUUGUGUCCGACUUCCAGAAAAGCUGCUCUUUCUGCAUCUACGGCCUUUCUUGAUAACUUCAGUCGCUCUCUGCACUAUGAAUAUGGCCAUCGAGGAGUCUUUGUGCAGAGUUUGCUGCCUUUUAGAGUCUCAUCGCAAGGAUCUGAUGGUUAUGGUCCUGCUAGCUGGCUGGUGCCAAGCCCACAAGUGUAUGCCAGCCAUGCUCUUUCAACUCUGGGUGUCUCUCACCGAACCACAGGAUACUGGCCUCACACCAUACAGUUUCGACUGGUGCAGUGCAUGCCAGAGUGGGUAUGGAUGCUGGGAUCACGUGUGUUCACAAGAGCCACCUGACAGGGAUGUUUCCCCUCCUUGUUUAUGAAACUGGUGUUGCAGAGUUUAUUUCGACCAAACUUAGAAUAACAUGAGUG